AUGGAGAGAGCAGCAGCGGAGCCACACUUCGUGCUCGUUCCGUGGCAAGGAACCAUCAGCCACAUCAUCCCGAUGACCGACAUCGGCCGCCUCCUAGCCUGCCACGGCGCGGCGGUCACCAUCAUCACGACGCCCGCCAACGCGCCACUCGUGCAGAGCCGUGUGGAAGACCUCGCGACGCCGCCGCAUGGCGCGAUCACGGUCACCGCAAUCCCGUUCCCAGCGGCGGAGGCCGGCCUGCCUGACGGCUGCGAGAGGCUGGACCUCCUCCGGUCUCCCGGCGACGUGCCGCGCUUCUUCGCUGCCAACAAACAGUUCGGCGAGGCCGUGGCGCGCUACUGCCGCGGCAGCGAGGCGAUGCUGCGGCUGCGCCGACGACCGAGCUGCGUCGUCGCCGGGAUGUGCCACUCGUGGGCGCUCGGCCUGGGGCGCGAGCUCGGCGUGCCGUGCUACGUCUUCCACGGCUUCGGCGCGUUCGCGCUGCUCUGCAUCGAGUACCUCUACAAGCACAGGCCGCACGAGGCGGGUAUCACGUUCGCAGCUACCGCCGCAUUUCGCGCCAUCGACGACCAUGGGCUGUGGGACGAUGCAGGAGAUACGGAGUUCGACGUGGCCGUGGACGGCGUGGUCGUGAACAGCUUCGAUGAGCUGGAGCACGGCUCCUGCGCGCUUCUCGCGGAGGCGACCGGCAAAAAUGUCGUCGCCGUUGGCCCCGUUUCGCUGUUCCGGUCACCUCAUGUCGAUCCACAGGCCAUGACAGGCGAUGCCAGGCGGGUUAUGGAGUGGCUGGACACCAAGGAGUCCAAGUCCGUGGUGUACGUCAGCUUUGGCAGCGCCGGGUGCAUGCCACCGGCGCAGGUCAUGCAGCUAGGCAUGGCACUAGCAUCGUGCCGUUGGCCUGUGGUAUGGGUCGUCAAGGGCGCCGACUCCAUGCCCGACGACGUCAAGAAGUGGUUUCGUGAGAGCUUCGACAGCAACAAGUGCUUGGUAGUGCGAGGCUGGGCUCCCCAGGUCGCCAUCCUGGCUCACCGCGCCGUCGGCGGCUUCCUCACGCACUGUGGGUGGGGCUCGACUCUGGAGGCCAUUGCCGCCGGCAUGCCCGUGGCAACUUGGCCGCUUUUCGCCGAGCAGUUUCUCAAUGAGAGGCUUAUCGUGGACGUGCUUGGUGUUGGGGUAUCUGUAGGCGUGACAAAGCCAACGGAAAAUGUCCUCAGUGCUGGUAAGCUCAACGGAAGCAGAGCGGAUAUAGAGGUGGAGGUGGGUAUGGAACAAGUGAUGAAGACUUUGGAGAGGUUGAUGGAUGAGGGUGACGAAGGGGAGCAGAGGAGGAGGAAGGCUCAGGAGCUCAAGACGAAGGCAAAUAGAGCAUUAGAGAAGGGUGGGUCCUCCUACAUGAAUUUGGAGAAGCUAAUCCAAUCUUUGGUUUCAUGA
Molecule: messenger RNA, 1431 nt
Organism: Miscanthus lutarioriparius
Lineage: Eukaryota; Viridiplantae; Streptophyta; Magnoliopsida; Poales; Poaceae
Source: the annotation of a GenBank genome assembly